AUUAUUCACUGGCUUUUAUUAACAGAAUUAGAAAUGGGGCAUUUUCAUCCUUUAUUUUCACAGAGCCAUUUCCUGAUUUGUGUACCUCAUCAUUAAUCACUGUGGCUAGUCAUAGAGAAAAAAUAAAACUAGAAUAGCAAUAUAAUUCCGUUACUGGUAAGAAUUUCAAGGGGUGACAAUAAUUUUGGCACAUGGUAAUAAAAAAUGUUAUUUGUGGUUCAGUGAAUAGUCAGCUUUGUUUGAGGUUUAAAAUAAAGGGCUGCAGAGAAUAAACACAAUAUUGUUUUCACACCCAAUUUUGCUUGUAUUUAUCAUUUUCUGAUAGAAAAAAAAGAAUAGAGACAACUUUUAUCGUUUUGAGCUUAGAGUCUGGGCUCAUCAGUUAUCUUGUAGAUGUUUUUUUUUAUUAUUAUUGUCAGUAAGUUUACAGGCUAAAUUAGGCUUUCGGUGCAACUGUCAGUAAAUUAAGCCACUAAAGUGUUUGUUUGUUUUACUUGUCUCUGUAGCCUAGCUGUUCUCUAUGAUGAUGUCACUUUACUGACUGUAGCUAGUGCUUAUGACUUGGAAAAUGUGAGAGAGAGUUGUUUCUCCCAUGUCGUUUAGUAAAUUUUAGCCGAUUGUUCUCUUGAAAUGUGACGUUUCUUUUUAGUGUGUCUAUCAUUUCGAAAUGGUAGUGUAUUUCUCUAUAAAACAUGGGGGGAAUGUUUUAGAUAACUAGAUUGUCUCUCUGAAAGGGUAAAAUAUAAAAAUGUGUUGUGGGGGGGAUAAAAAGUUAGGCAAUUUUAAAGGCAUAAUGUUAAAAAGUAUUACAUAAAAUUUCAGUAUUGUUCAUGUAAUGUAGCAUAAAAUACAAAUUGACAGAUUUUUAUCCUCACGGUGUCGCUGUGCACCUGCAAAGUAAAGUGGUUGUUAUUUCUCCACCCUGAAUUAUUGCCAUUCCCUUUUGUACUGCCACUUAUUAUUGACGCAGUAUACAUGUUCGGGAGUAUUCGUUUUGAAGAUCUAUGUGCUGAAACCUCGGAGUAUUUUGUGGGACAGGAUAUAUUCAAUCAAACAUAUUCAUCAUUCUCAAGAGAAAAUGAAUAACAACUGGAUGCUAUUGGUUUCUUUUAGUCUGCGGGCUUUUCUCUUCGCCUCCAUUGUGUUGCACACCGCUAAUGGAGACGUGAGCUAUUCUUUUCCGGAGGAGAUGAAACGAGGAUCUGUGAUUGGAAAUAUAGCAAAGGAUCUCGGGCUCGAUGUGAACAGACUGUCAUAUCGUAAGGCUCGCAUUGAUAUUGAAGGUAACAGAAAACGAUACUGUGACAUUAAUCUGAAUACUGGAGAACUGAUCGUAGCGGAGAGAAUCGACAGAGAGAGUCUUUGUGGAAAGAAAGCUUUGUGUGUAAUAAAACAGGAGCUGAUUUUGGAAAAUCCUCUUGAAUCUCAUCGCAUUAACGUAAACGUUCAAGAUGUAAAUGACAAUACCCCUAUCUUUAAAAAAGAUAUAAUAAAAUUUGAGAUCAGAGAGUCGGCUGUAAAAGGUGCUCGUUUUUUGCUCGAGGAGGCUCACGAUGCAGACAUAGGGACUAAUUCUGUUCAAACGUAUAAUUUAGGGCAGAAUAAAUAUUUUGAAUUGGCUGUUGCUGCAAAAACAAUAGGUAAGUUGUAUGGUGAGCUAGUACUUUAUAAAGAAUUAGAUCGUGAACAACAACAGGAGGUAACAUUAAUUCUCACUGCGGUAGACGGCGGGACUCCACCGAGAUCAGGUACUGUAGCCAUACACGUCACUGUGCUGGAUGCUAAUGAUAAUGCUCCAGUCUUUAGUCAGGCCGUCUAUAAAGUCAGUCUGCCUGAAAAUUCCCCUCUAGAUACUGUAGUGGUGACAGUAAGUGCUACUGAUGCUGACGAGGGACAAAAUGGAGAAGUGAUGUAUGAAUUAAGUCAUGCUAUGGAAGGUUUCAAACAAUUGUUUUACCUUGAUCGGAAGACAGGUGUCAUCAGCAUAAAAGGUCCAAUAGAUUUUGAGGAAGAAACCACAUUUAACCUGCGAAUAAUAGCUAAAGAUGGUUCAGGUCAAACAUCUUACUCGAAUGUUGUAAUUAAUGUCAGUGACAUUAAUGAUAACGACCCUAUAAUAAUAGUAAAGUCUUUGAAUAGCCCAAUUCCUGAGAAUGUGUUACCCGGUACAGAGGUUGGCAUCAUUAAUGUGCAGGACAGAGACUCUGAGAAUAACGGACAGGUGCGCUGCUCCAUUCAGCAAAACGUCCCAUUUAAACUCGUUCCUUCAAUCAAAAAUUACUUUUCUCUGGUGACCACAGGUGAAUUAGACCGCGAGCUGCUCUCUGAUUAUAAUAUUACAAUUACUGCUACUGAUGAGGGCUCUCCGCCUUUAUCUUCCACUAAGAAUAUUCACCUGACUGUAGCUGACGUGAAUGAUAAUCCACCUGUAUUUCAGGAGCAGAGUUACAGAGCUCAUGUUCAAGAAAAUAACAAACCUGGCUCCUCUAUUUGUUCAGUAUCAGCUACAGACCCGGACUGGAGACAGAAUGGCACUGUAGUUUAUUCUCUGUUGUCCUCUGAUCUCAGUGGCGCACCGGUGUCCUCCUUUCUAUCCAUUAACGGAGACACCGGGGUCAUUCAUGCCGUGAGGUCGUUUGAUUACGAACAGCUGAAAAGUUUCAAAGUGCUCGUGUUAGCCAGAGACAACGGGUCUCCUCCUCUGAGCAGUAACGUGACCGUGAGUGUCUUCAUAACGGAUGAGAAUGACAACUCCCCUCAGAUAUUAUACCCCUCUCCGGAAGGAAACUCCUUCAUGACCGAGAUGGUACCCAAAGCUGCUCAGGCGCGCUCCCUGGUCUCCAAGGUGAUCGCCGUGGACGCGGAUUCUGGCCAGAACGCGUGGCUCUCGUAUCACAUUAUUAAAGCCACAGAUCCGGGACUUUUCACUAUCGGUGUCCACAGCGGAGAGAUCAGGACGCAGCGGGACAUUUCUGAAUCUGACAACAUGAAACAGAACCUCAUUGUGUCCGUGAGAGAUAACGGACAGCCCUCUCUCUCAGCCACGUGCGCAUUGUAUUUACUUAUAUCAGAUAACUUGGCUGAAGUUCCAGAACUGAAAGACAUGUCUCGUGACGAGAGCAGCUCCAAACUGACGUUUUAUUUGAUCAUCGCGCUGGUGUCCGUCUCCACUUUCUUCCUGACCUUCAUCAUCAUCAUCCUGGCCGUGAGAUUUUGUCGCAGGAGAAAGCCCAGACUGUUGUUUGAUGGAGCUGUAGCCAUUCCCAGCGCGUAUCUGCCUCCAAAUUACGCAGAUGUGGAGGGCGCGGGAACUCUCCGCAGCACUUACAAUUAUGACGCGUACCUGACCACGGGCUCGCGCACUAGUGACUUCAAGUUCGUCAGAUCUUAUAAUGAAGACACGCUGACUGCUGACUUGACUCUGAAAAAGUCUGCUGUGGAUGAUCUUGAAGUGCUUGAUGCAGAGGCAAUGCGGGACAUUACCUCUGAAAAUAAGGUAUUAAAUUAGUUCCACAUGUUUUAUGAGUGCUGUCACCAUAUAAUCUGAUUAAGAUAUUUGUUUAAUGGCAUUGUAAAUUUUAGAAAAGCAGUCUCCUUGAUUUUUGCUAAUUACAACUCAUCAUGAAGUUUAUAUGGAUUAUUAUUAUUAGUUAAAUCAUCAUCAUCAUCAUGUGUUAAGGUAAAAAAAACUGGCUUAGUCAUGAGGUGAUGUACUGAGCUAUCCAUUUUACCUAGAAGUUUAUUUGAAAUUCUAAAUAGUGGCUAGUUACAUACAUUUUCAGAAUGUAUCAGAAAAAAAGUUUUGUUCUUGAUAUCCAGUACUUCUCAGGCCCCUGAAUUAAACCAUAACUUAUCAAAUAUUGAGAUCUCAGUACUAGUUAUAUCCAUAUGUUCUUAAUUUAAAAAGAAAAAAAAA
Molecule: messenger RNA, 3916 nt
Organism: Carassius gibelio (silver crucian carp)
Lineage: Eukaryota; Metazoa; Chordata; Actinopteri; Cypriniformes; Cyprinidae
Product: protocadherin beta-15-like
Exons: 3
Coding region: 1079-3508 (809 amino acids)
Biological process (GO): homophilic cell-cell adhesion
Cellular component (GO): plasma membrane
Molecular function (GO): calcium ion binding
Source: RefSeq, a predicted model, not a curated record